UGGAGUCUCUCGUCGUCCUCUCCUCAGUCUGGCGUGCAGCUUCGAACUGCGAGCACUCGAUUCUCUUUCUCACUCUCACGCGUCUAACUCGCGUUCGGCCACUGGAUACCCUGUCCGAGCCGGUUUCUGCCCCGCACACGAUUUCGCCGUGCUAAUCAGGACCACUUCCUUAAGGCUGACCCAUCCGGAAUAAAAGCGGACGAGAACGCUGGUUUCGCACCGCAUCCAUCAAUCAUUCGAAACACAAAGUAGCCACAACUAGUAAGACGGAGACAACAGAUUUCUGCUUCAAAAACUGCUUAUUCCUCCUUGAUGCACCCCCGAGGGAGGGUCUCGUCGCUGCGACAGGAAGGGUUGAAUCGUCUCCGCCACAGCGAUUAAUCACAAACGCAACCCCCUUGUUGUAAAAGAUGAGGGUCUUCUCGGUUGUCCUGAUCGCUCUGCUCCACAAUGCAGCCCUCCGCGAGUGUCUCGGCAGCGACAACUCCCUCAGCAAAUGUCCUAUGAUGUGCCAGUGCAACUUGGACGUGAAAGGUCGCAAGCAGACCUUGUGCGAUUCUGGCCGCAUGAUGCAAGACCUCUCAAACAGCCUGCCUGAUGACACCGAGGUGCUUGUAAUUACGGCACCAGAAGGGGAGCACAACACGCUCACCAUCGGACCGAUCUUCCAGAAGCUAAAGAAACUUGAAGAGCUGACUAUUUCAAGGUCGCAGGUGCCAGCCAUCGGAGAGCAUUCCUUUUGGGGUCUCAAGUACCUCACAAAGCUUGACCUGACACACAACCAUAUCAGGCAGGUUGUUGAAAAGAACUUCCGGCGCCUGGAUAGGCUGAGAACUCUUCACCUUGACCACAAUCAAAUCGAUUCCAUGCCUAGCAGCACGUUCAAGGAAAUGAUAGAAUUGAAAACUCUGACUCUAUCCCACAAUAAAAUCCGGGAGCUGGUUCCGAGAUUAUUUUUGCUUUUGAACAAACUCAACUAUUUGGAUUUGUCAGAAAACCCGCUGACUGAGCUUUCCCCUGACGUAUUUAAAGACAUCACGGAGCUCAAAGUUCUCAAGUUGAGUGGCUGUAACCUCACCAAAAUUAACGAUCAAAUGUACACUCUGCUUCCUGUCCUAGAAGUUCUUGAUUUGUCUCGUAAUCAGUUUCAACAUUUUCAACAAAAUGAAUUCGUGGCCUUACGGAAAUUGAAAGAGCUUAAUCUAUCUGGCAACUUGCUCUCUGUGGUUCUGGACCGGACUUUCGGGGCGAGUACGCCAAACUUGAGGUUUCUGUCAUUGUCAAGGAAUCGACUCGCAAAGAUCACCACACAUGCAUUUAAGAAUGCCACCAACCUGCAGACUCUUGAUGUCUCGUACAACAAGUUCAGCUCUUUGGACUCGGCUUCGUUCGAGCCUUUGGGAGAACCCCUCCGCACUCUAAACCUGAGUGGGAAUGCCAUUGAGCAGGAAAAUCUGAAGAAUGUUCUACAAGCAAUGCUGAAACUGCGUGAACUCUCACUGGCCAACAUGAGCUUGACCAGCCUACCCCUGGGAGUGUUCGUCUUCCACGAGCACAUUCGGUUCCUCAACCUUUCUUACAACCAGUUCCAGCACUUCCCUGCUCAGAUUCUGUCACCCUUGGAAAAACUCAAAGAGCUUGAUCUCUCCAACAACAAAUUCCAAGGACUCAACGACGGGCUGGUCAACCGUCUUGCACACUCUGAGUCGGGACAAUCCACCGGAGGAGAGGUCAUGGCCGUAAAGGCACGUGGGUCCGAGAGCAUCGUCGUCAGGUUGAAGGACAACCCUUGGCAGUGUGACCUGUGCCACAUUAGGCCAAUCUUAGCCUGGAUCUCUCGCUUCUCCGAAGAAGACAGUAUUAACACCGACUGCGACGCUGACCCCAACGCCAUUGAGUGCUUGCGGUGCGCCAGUCCAAGGAGCUUGGCCGGAAUGACCCUGAGCUCUCUAGAUACAGACAGCCUGGAUCUGUGCAUUUACAACUCUGGGGGUGGCCACGACCAGAGUUUGGUGGCUGGUUUCAUUCCGCGCAUUGGACUCUUUGCAGCACUUGGUGCCACAGCCGUGGCAGUGAUUCUCAUCUUGAUCGUGAUAGUGGUGUUGGCUCUGUCACACAGUAGACACGCGGCUCACUACUACACACGCGAAGACGACCGUGUGCCUGGCACCAGCAACGAAAGCGAAGCCAUCUUCAGCAACCCCGACAAGCUGACCGAAGACAUUGGCAAAUAUGCCACCUUGCUGUCCACCGGGAAACUGAGUGGCAAGACCAACGGCAAGGUCCGAUUCGUGUCGAUUGCAACCAUCGACGAGAUCACGAAGGACCCUGAGCUGCAAAGGACGCCGCUGAAAAAUGGUGUUGGCAGCUGAGAGCAGGAGACCUCGCUGACAAUGACAGCGACGAGCUCGACGGACACGCUGGAAACUACGUGCACCAUCGAGCCCCCGCCUGAGUUUCAAUAGAGACUCGUUUUUCGAGUGAGAAUGACAGUUUUCUGUGCCAUACAUGUGAGCAGAGACUAUGUGAAUAAUAAUGUCGUUGAAGAUCGACAGCAGCCUAGAAUUGCAAUUGAAUGUGAGGGCUAUUUUACGAAUCAGAUUUUACUUUUCCCAUCUAUACAUCUCCAAAGAAUCACAAACAUAUAGUUUUGAAUAUCUUUAAUAUGCGAUUCAGGUGGACUGAUCGUUUUGAAAUUUUUUAUAAUUUUCUGAAUGUAUAAGGAGCGUGUUUCAGUGGCUGUGUUGAACGCAAAAGACGCGCUUGGUUAAGAAAAAUUUAUGUGUGGUCUAUCAAGAGACGAAUGAGCACAAAGAGCUCUUUUCCACUUCUCGGUGAAUUGAUUAAACUUGCUGCUUGUUUCCGCCUCGAAGGAAGGAUUUAAUUAAUUUUUUCGUCGGCAGCACUCGCGACUUCAACUGCAUGUCGAAAAGUCAGUGUGCGUGUGCAGAGAGACGUGUAUAACAUUAGUGCUGAAUGCCGUGUUUUCUCUUAAGUUCUCUCAGUUCUUUUCUUCUAAUUACAGACUAUUAUUUUCUCCGUGUGCUACGAUUAAAAUUUAUGGUAGAGUACAAUUAGUGGAAAUAACUGCGCAUUCUGAUAGUCGUCUUUUUCGUUUCACCCUCUGUGCAGCUUUUAUAAGCUUAUACUCAAAUACUGUCGUAUGUGUUCCCUUCAACUUAAAUUCGAGAUUAAACUACGUCGCAUUCUAUUUAUUUACACAUGGGAACACCCCGUGGGAAUGAUGAAUAAUUUUAAGAUAAGAGAUGGUACUAAAGAAAUAAUAUUACGGAAAUCAAUCGCUAUGACGUAAAAAAUCUCACGAAAUUGUUGUUCUAAGAAAAUACUAAUUCUCAUGACGUGACUAUGUAUAUAACAAAAUAAAUAUAUUUUAUAUAUCGGAAAAUGGAAUAAAUAAAAAUUGAUUUGAAAAUGUAA
Cloeon dipterum is the source of this 3438-nucleotide messenger RNA. Its product is annotated as insulin-like growth factor-binding protein complex acid labile subunit. NCBI's taxonomy places the organism in Eukaryota, Metazoa, Arthropoda, Insecta, Ephemeroptera, Baetidae. The record is from RefSeq and is a predicted model, not a curated record. The transcript is spliced from 6 exons. Gene Ontology annotation, cellular component: extracellular matrix. Bases 411 to 2372 code for a protein of 653 amino acids. Gene Ontology annotation, molecular function: protein binding.